AUGCCUAUCACAGGGUACAUCCCUCCCCCACCCAUACCACCUCAUACUGACCACCCCAGCGUCUUCUUCAUCCCCUCCAACCCCAACGCCUCUACAGCUCUGUCCACAGUAACAGAGCGCCUCCACUCCAGGCUAUCCGAUGAGCCCACGCCCAUCGGCCGCUGGGCCCUAGAACACAAGCUGAUGCGCGACACGCCCUCAUGUCUACCCGCAUCCGCAUCGCAACGGCCCACGCAGCCGCGAUACAUGCAAUUCCUCUCUCUAACCUAUUACCCCAACCACGGCUUCAUCUACACCUCCCAGCCCGACCAAACGACAGCCCACCACCAGCAUCAACAGCAUCCAGGCGCAGUGACCACCCCAGCACAACCCACACCAACCCCAUCCCAGCAGCAACCACCCUCCCCCGCAAUGGUCAUGACGACCGUCCCGCUCCCCUCCUGCAGCACGCUCUUCCAGCACUUCGUCUACGCCUGCCAGCCCUUCUGGUGCCAUCGGCACACGGUGACCGUGCCCAGCGGGAUGGUCUACGACGUGGGCGAUUUCCGCGUGCGCGUCGGCGACGUGCGUCAGACGGCCCCGACAGCGCGGGUCCGCGGCACCGUCGUCGAGGUGGAAUGGCGCGGUCCGACGCUUGCGGCCGCCAUCGCUGCGCAGUUUCUCCACCGACAGCAUGCGGGCAAUGCGCCCGAGUCUGGUGAAGGUGCUGACGCUGAUGAUGAUUCCGGGAUCGACGUCAUGUUCUUGCCCGAGGGGAUUGCAGAGGCGGAUGUCGAUGCGGAGUAUGCGGCGGUCGCGGCGUUGAUUCGGGAGUUCUGGGGUCGUUUGGGGAUUGAAGGGGCGCGAGAGGCGAUUCUCGUGCCGGAUGUUGGGAAGGAGGUUAAGGCGCAGCUACGACGGUUGCAGGUGCAGGGGAAGCAGUCUCUCGGAGUUACUGGUGCGACGGAGCCUCAGCCUGAGGAGGACCCUGAUCCAGACGCGGGCGUAGAUGUGGCAAGGCAGUUUAUGGAGAUCUUCCGAUUCAAUCGGUAG
Molecule: messenger RNA, 1032 nt
Organism: Aspergillus terreus NIH2624
Lineage: Eukaryota; Fungi; Ascomycota; Eurotiomycetes; Eurotiales; Aspergillaceae
Exons: 1
Coding region: 1-1032 (343 amino acids)
Biological process (GO): regulation of transcription by RNA polymerase II
Cellular component (GO): mediator complex
Molecular function (GO): transcription coregulator activity
Source: RefSeq, a predicted model, not a curated record